AUGAGUAGCGGCUUCAAAAAACUAGGCUCCCAGUCAGAGCGGUCUCGCUGGCCUGCUCUGAUGGCAAAGAUGAGCUCCGCAGAUAUUAGUAAACAUGAUGUCAAGCUGCUCACUUUGAAGCAAAAGAUCGACCGCUGGAUGGUCAACGAAGGUUACCGACGAAUUUUUGUCGGGCUGUUCAUAUUGCUACACAUGCUGGUGUUUGGGUUUGGUUUUAUUCACUAUACCCUGAAGGACACUCUCGUUGGGGCUCGAGAGGUGUUUGGAAUUACAUUACCUAUAGCUCGAGCUUCUGCGUUGGUGUUGCAUGUAGAUGUAGCCCUGAUCUUAUUGCCCGUUUGCCGUAAUCUUAUCUCUAUGGCUAGACAAACCGCCCUUAACGGGAUUAUUCAAUUUGAUAAGAAUAUCACUUUUCACAAGAUGACCGCGUGGUCUAUCGUUUUCUUCUCAUGGCUUCACACAAUUGCCCAUUGGAACAACUUUGCCCAACUGGCAAUAAAGAAUAAUCUCGGGUUUGUAGGAUGGCUACAAGCUAAUUUUGUUUCGGGUCCUGGCUGGACUGGAUACAUCAUGCUUAUUUCCUUGAUGAUUAUGGCUGUCACGGCGAUGGAGAAGCCCCGUAGGGCCAAUUUCGAGAGAUUCUGGUACUCCCACCAUCUCUUUAUGAUUUUCUUUUUUUUCUGGUCAUUCCAUGGUGCCUUUUGCAUGAUCAAGCCUGAUCGUCCUCCUUUCUGUGAUGGUAUUGGUGUUUUCUGGAAGUUCUGGAUGGUUGGUGGUCUCCUUUACCUUGGAGAAAGGACCAUGCGUGAGAUCCGUGGUAAACACAAGACAUACAUCAGCAAGGUCAUCGAGCAUCCUAGCAAUGUCGUUGAGAUCCAGAUCAAGAAGGAUCGCACUGUCACCAAAGCCGGACAAUACAUUUUUCUUUGCUGCCCAGAAGUAUCAAUCUAUCAGUACCACCCUUUCACACUAACUAGUGCUCCGGAGGAGGACUACAUCUCUGUCCACGUCCGUAUGGUUGGAGACUUCACUAAACAACUUGGUAAAACCUUGGGCUGUAAUAUUGAUAAAAAGGCUCCCGGCGGCGCUGACGCCAAGGCCGAAAAAUCGAAGCGCAGAGAGUCGAGAGUUAUUGGUGUGGAUAAGAAUACCAAGGAGGAUGUUGAUCCGGCCAUUCGCAGGGUUUUGCCCCGAGUCUACAUCGAUGGGCCUUUUGGGUCCGCUUCUGAGGACGUUUUUAAAUACGAAGUCUCUGUUCUUGUUGGUGCAGGUAUUGGUGUUACUCCUUUUGCAUCAAUCCUGAAGAGUAUCUGGUACAGGAGCAACUACCCGCAGAAGAAAACAAGACUUCACAAGGUUUAUUUCUUCUGGAUCUGUCGUGACUUUGGAUCUUUCGAGUGGUUCCGCUCUUUACUUUUGGCCAUUGAGGCUCAGGAUAUUGGCCAUCUUAUCGAAAUCCACACAUACCUAACAGCAAAGAUCAAACCUGAUGACGCUACAAACAUCAUGAUUAACGAUGCCAACGCCGAAAAAGAUGCCAUCACAGGUCUAAGAGCUCCUACAAACUUUGGUAGACCGAACUGGGACACCGUAUUUAAAAGUAUCCGUGCUAUGCACACACCUGCAGAUGUUGGAGUUUUCUUCUGUGGACCCAAACCCCUUGGUUCAGCACUCCACGUUAAGUGCAAUCAAUACUCCGAGCCAGGUUUCUCCUUCGUUUGGGGAAAAGAAAACUUCUAA
Molecule: messenger RNA, 1740 nt
Organism: Morchella importuna
Lineage: Eukaryota; Fungi; Ascomycota; Pezizomycetes; Pezizales; Morchellaceae
Exons: 7
Coding region: 1-1740 (579 amino acids)
Biological process (GO): defense response; superoxide anion generation
Cellular component (GO): NADPH oxidase complex; plasma membrane
Molecular function (GO): superoxide-generating NAD(P)H oxidase activity
Source: RefSeq, a predicted model, not a curated record